Diorhabda sublineata is the source of this 5231-nucleotide messenger RNA. RefSeq names its product transmembrane protein 161B (gene emei). The transcript is spliced from 8 exons. The record is from RefSeq and is a predicted model, not a curated record. Lineage: Eukaryota; Metazoa; Arthropoda; Insecta; Coleoptera; Chrysomelidae. The coding region runs from base 104 to 1591 and encodes 495 amino acids.
ACUAGUAGACACUCUAAUUUUUUAAGGUUAUGUCAUAAGUAACCAGGUACUGCAAAUUUUCUAUAAAUACCCAUUUAAUAAUGAGUUAAAUACUAAAACGACCAUGGCAGCGUUGUUGGGGGCCCAGUUGGUAAUAACAUUGGUCGCAAUAAGCGUAAUUCAAAAAGUAGGUCCUUAUUUUUCUUUUGCCAGGUGGUUAUUAUGUUCCACUGGCCUCGUUAGAUAUUUAUAUCCCACUGAUAGCGAAUUGAAAGAAUUAGCAAAUAUUCCCAAAGAAAAAUCAAAAAAUCGUAAAAAUGCUAAAAUUCAAACGAACGGCAAGACCACUACGGAUACUUUUCAUAUCCCGCGAUCACUAGACAUUAAAUUAGAUAGUGUUAAAAUUACUAAUUUAGAUGUUAUACAUAUAAGAUAUUAUACGGAAUACCAGUGGCUCGUCGAUUUUUCCGUUUACACUUUCGGCGUUUAUGUAACGACAGAACUUUACCAAUUUUGGUUUCCAUUGAAAAACGAAAUGAAUUUGAGUAUGGUGUGGUGUUUUUUGGUGAUACUCUUCGCAGUUAAAUUACUUUUCAGUUUAACUAUACAAUAUUUUAAAGGAACUGAAUCUGUUGGGGAGAGAUCAACUUGUAUUGUCAUGGGCUUUGUAUAUUUAUUAAUAUCCAUGAUGGUUUUGAUUGUUGAUGAAAAUAUGUUAGAAAUUGGUCUGGAAGACGCUUAUGUCAGUUUUAAUAAAAGUGCUUCGACUUUUUUACAUAAACAAGGAUUAGCAACAACUGGACCAGCUUCCAAAAUCGUUCUCAAAUUCAUCAUGGCUGUUUGGUGUGGGAUUUUGGGAGCUUUGUUUACUUUUCCAGGAUUCCGUAUGGCCAAAAUGCACUGGGUUUUAUUGAAAUAUUUUCAAGAUAACAAAUUUAAACAGUUAUUUCUCAAUGUCACUUUCGCCUUACCAUUUAUUUUAGUUAUAUUUUGGAUAAAGCCCGUAUCUAGAGAUUAUUUGACUGUUAGAAUAUUUUCCGGAAGAAGUGAACCACUGAUGACUGAAGAUAGUUUUGAAUCUCUCAGGUUGAUAGCAAUAGUUGUAACUAUGUGUCUUAAAUUAACAUUAAUGCCGUGGUAUUUACAAGCUUACCUCGAUAUGGCACAUCACCGUUUAGAGAGACAAAAAAAGGAAGCCGGAAGAAUAACAAAUAAAGAAUUGCAGAAACAGAUCGCUGCGGUUUUCUAUUACCUCUGCAUCGUAACGGUCCAGUACGUAGCGCCGAUCGUACUGUGUGUCUUCUUCACCUUCAUGUACAAAACACUCGGUGAAUACCAAUGGACAGGACAUUACUUGAAAUACCAAACGUCCCCCAACGAUACUCUACCGUCUAAUUCGACUCCGGCAGGUUAUUUCCAAACAGAAGAAAAUGGUAAAUCCAUACUGGAAUCUGCAGCCGAAUUUCAUUUAACCAUAGAAAGUUUGAAGGAGGUUUUUCCGUAUAUAGUGUUUAGGGGUUUGUUCGGUUUUGCGACGUGGUGGUGUUGUUUUUUGUAUUUUGCAACUACUUCUUUCGGGUUAAUUUAUCAAUCUUAUUUUUCCAAUUUUUGAUAUGAAUAAAUAAUUUCAAAUUUGAUUUAACUUCCCUUUUUCAGUCAACUAAAGACUUUCCUUUAUCCAUCCAAAGUGAUUAACUUUUUCUUUGGUACUGGAAAUAUUGUACAAGGAGGUAUUAAUAAAUUCACACCUUCAAUUUUAGUGCCAAUUGGACAAAGUAUAUAACAGGCCCAAGGGAACUGAGGAAAUCUAAAAGAAAAACUUCUUUCAGGGAAUAUAUGAGUUAGCCCCAAAAAGUCUUAGCUGAAAUCCAUUCAAAUGGACAGGAUUUUUAACGAAGACACUGCCAUCUCCACACCAUGGGCAUCACGGACGAUCCGGAGUGUCGUUGGUGCAUGGAGGAAGAUCUGGUUUAAGCACUUGGGCAAGCCUCACAGUUUGCCUAAUGACAUAAAGGGUUCAAGCCAAAGCGCUUAAUCGGCUUUGGGAGGAAGAUAUGAGUAAAGACUCAUUUUCCCAGUUCAGAAAAUGAAACUCGUAUUAGAGCAUAGACUGCUUUAUUGAAAAUAGAAAUAUUUACAACUCAAUUCACACUUUAAUCAUAAAAAAGCUUAAAUAUGAUUGAAAAUACAGUCGAAACAUUUAUUUAGAAUUAGUAGUAUUUUUUUCGAUUUAUAAUCAAUAUUUUUAUUCUUCCCUUAUUUGCGAUUUAAAUUCUUUUAAUAUAACUAACAGUGAUAAAUAAAUACUUUGACAAAAAAUUACAUUCACAUUAAAUUAUUACGGUUGUCAUACACGAUAUGGUGAGCCGGAGACGUUGACCUAUGCGUUUCGAUUUUCUAGUUAUCAUCUUCAGAAACAGUGUAAGGCCGUGGUUAUACUGGAUGCGAGUCUGGACGUUUUUGUACUCUUAUUGAUGUUAUGAGAAAACGGUACUCAACAAGGACUUUUCGGAAUGCAUGGACCCAGAGAAAAGCUGCUGAAGAUGACGCAUUUCUUGAUUUCAUAAAAGCAAUUGACACGAGUAAAAAAACGCACGGAACGGCAUCCAGUAUAACCAAAGCCUAAUUGUCGGUGUUGGUUAGGUUAGGUUAGCCCCUCCGGUAGGACCGCACCGUGUACGCCUUACUUUACACGUUAAUUUCUUAUAUACAAAUAAAAUAGCAAGCGAUAAGCAUUGUUUUGAUACGUUCGGCAUAUACAAAAGUUUACAAUUUACAUUUUCACGUUGAAAUAAAAAUCUUAUUCGCGGUUGAUUCCGAAUCGAUUGGUAACCAAUUAACGAACACCGAAUUCAAAAUUGAUCGGUUCCCAAACUGAUUGUUUUGAAAAAAAUUGAUUUUUUUAGAUGGAAACUUUUCCGAAAGCGUAAUGUUGGUAGUAUUUAUUGAUAAAAUAUAGGUUAGAAGUGAUUGCUUCUUUCGAUUCCUGUAUGAUAGUGAAAGUGGUCCGGAUUAGUUUUCGAACCAUUCACAUCAUGAUCAUGGUUACUGAAAAGUCUCAAUUCCAUCUAUUCCAACUAAAUAAAAUAAUAAAUAACUUCUUAUAUCUAAAUAUUAUUGGUUUCUAUAGAGGUACAAUUUAAAAACAAUCAUUGAUAUAACAAAAUUGACGUUUUAAAGUAUUCCGGAUAACUCGGAAUCGUAACCUAACCUAAAAAAUUUCUUAUCAUAUGUAGAAAUUGUUUAAAUUUGAUAUUCAACUAUUAUUUACGAUACACAUAGCGUUUUAUUUCGAAAAAUAUUAAAUGUUCACCAAAACUUUUCAUGUUUCUUAGCUUUUCAUAGUCUAUCAUUUUUUUUUUAUUACUUUGUUAGUCUUUUUAUAGUUUUUCUUAUUAGGUAUUCAUUUUGUUACUAUAAAUACACGAAAAUUACAUUCAUUUAUUUUUUUAAAGCAAAUCGAACAUUGUGAUACCUAAACAUUUGUAGCAAGUGAGUUUUGAAACGUUUAUUUAAGAAUAAAAAGAGUAGUACAAUAAAAAAAAAUCACCUUAACCUUUUCAUUGCGACACCCUCCUAUAAAUCGAGCCAGUGAGACUUUCACUCAAUAAGUCGUAUGACUGACACACAGAUGGCGCCAGAAUUGUCAAAUCCAGAUGACGUUUAUGAAGUACCAACUUUCAAAAGACUAUGGCGAGAGGACAGCAUACAAGAAACAGUCGGUUUCCCCCCACGAAGCAAUGAAAAAGUUAAUGUUGAAGAGAUUUUUCAAUAAUCAAAAUCGGGUGGCGAUUUUCAGCCUUUUUUUUUGGAUCAAUUAACAAAAAAUUCAUACACCAAAAUAGCAGAUUUUGUUCUGUUAGUACGUCCAUAGAUUAUUAAUUGGGGGGAGGGGCUUAUUUUACUAGUCAACUUUUCAUCAAAAUUUAAUUUUAAAAUUUUUAAUAUCACAUCUAAUAUUGUCAAAUUCCAAAAUUUAAUACGAUUUUUUGUUUUUUUCUACUAUAAUAGAAAUAAUAGCAGGUAGUAACAUUUUGGAAAUUUUUGAUAAAAAGCUGAUUCACAAAUUUUGAUUUCAGGCUCUGAGGGUCUGAAGUCCUCAAAGCAUCAUCUUUAGAUUUUAAUCUACACUCAUUAUUAACAGGAUGACCGCCGAAAUUAAACUGUACAAGUAAAUAAUAGAUAAAAAAUUACUUAUUAUAUUAACAUUUUUAAAAAUUUUCGAGAUAAUUCGAAAAUACUAGUUAGAUGUAUACUUAUAUCGACAAGACUCGAGGAAAAGAAGAAUAAAAUAACCAAUCGAAUAACUUAUCUAAUCUCGUUUGUGCCGUCCCCUGGGAUAACUAUACACAAGGUACUGGACUACAACGACUUAUCUGAUCGCCUCCAAGUCUUAACACUCUUAAUAAAAUUAAAUAAGACAUGGUUAUAUUUUUUAUUGAACCAUUGGCGUCUUCUACAAGCCUUCAACCAAAUACCAAGUCACUCAGGACCUUUAAAAGUAUUCGAUCCUGAGACCUCUUCAGCUACAUCUUCAAGGGGUUAGUAUGGAUGUAAACACAAAGUCCAUUGUAAAUUCUUCUCAUAACCAAACAAAACCUUCCUCAACUGAUUUUCCCAUUAUCUUUCGAUUGGUUGCGUCCAUUGUCUUUGACAUACAGCAACUUAACGAUAUGCAAUCAAUUUUGCAUAAUUCUUACAUUCUACAAUUUGAAUGUAGCCAUUAUUUUCUUAUCUUUAAUGGUAGCUUCGGUCUUCAAUUUUGUUCUGAGCUCCAUAAACAAAAAUUCAAGAAAUUUAUUUUAAAAAAAUCUCACAUUUUUAUUAAUUUCUUUCCUUUUAUAACCUCUAUUUUUAUAUUUUUCGAAAUAACUCUUUGGAGUUGUUUCCCCUUUAUUUAAAAAAUUUCACUGUUUUUCUAUAUGCAAUCAUUUUUUAUCCAAAGAUUUUAUAGUUGUUGAUCAUAUUUCAAUUAUUCUAGUCCUGUUUACAAAUUUCCCAUAUUGAUUUUAUCUCAUUUAACCAUUCUUUCAUUUAUUUCUUCAUUUUACUUUUUUCCGAUGCUAUAGGACUGAUUCGAUAGUGUUACAAAAUAAUUGAGAAAUGGCAGUCAACCUGUUAGGAAUGUAAUGAAAUUUCCACAGAGUUUUUGUAAUAUAUUAAUCAAAAUUUUCAAAGUACCUAUAUAAUUAUAUAAAAUAAACUAAAUAAAAAAAAACGAUUAGAAAUGUAUAUAAUACAUAUUAUAAUUA